Trematosphaeria pertusa is the source of this 1459-nucleotide messenger RNA. RefSeq names its product PLP-dependent transferase. Lineage: Eukaryota; Fungi; Ascomycota; Dothideomycetes; Pleosporales; Trematosphaeriaceae. The transcript has 3 exons. Bases 179 to 1459 code for a protein of 426 amino acids. The record is from RefSeq and is a predicted model, not a curated record. Gene Ontology annotation, biological process: biosynthetic process; amino acid metabolic process. Gene Ontology annotation, molecular function: pyridoxal phosphate binding; transaminase activity.
CUCCUCAUUCGAACUUCGGAGUAAUUGUGAAGAAGGACUUUCGUGAGGCUAGAGAAGGCUGGUAAAUAUACAUCCAGCGCAGCGCAGCGUUCGCCGGGGAAUAAACAAAGAGUGAGCACAUUGAGACUGCCUACUGCUUACAUCAUACAUCGCCGCACACAAGACGAAGGAGAGCCCUAUGAGCAUGCUGUCAGGAAGGGGAAAUAGAAAUGUGGACGAGUUGGGCGUCCCGUGGCGCUUUGCGCGGCGCACGACGUACGAUUCGGAGACGAAUCCGGAGGGAAUGAUAUCCUUUGCGACAGCGGAGCAAUUACUGAUGGGUAAGGAGUUGGAGGAGCUUGCUAACAAGAUCCACAUCCCAGCAGAGGCGUUUACAUACAAAUACUCGACGGCUGGUGGCGAGAGGUUUCCCAAAGCGUUGGCCCGGUUUCUGAAUGAGUGGUUUGGGCCUUGGGAGGAGGUGGAGGCGGAGGAUGUUAAGAUUACGGCGGCAGCGACGGCACUGCAUGAGUGUUUGGGUUUUGCGCUCGCGGAUCCCGGGGAGGGCGUGCUGAUGAGCAGACCGUAUUACGGACGAUUUGAACUUGAUUUUGGGAAUAAAGCAGGCGUAAAGGUGAUUGCGGCGGAUACUCAGGCUGAGGAUUGCUUUCAGGUUGGUGUUGUGGAGAAGUAUGAAGAGGCGUUGAAGAAGGCGGAAGGGGAGGGUGUAAGAAUCAGGGUUUUGUUGGUUGUGAAUCCGCAUAAUCCUCUGGGCCGAUGCUACCCCAAAGAAACACUUAUAUCCCUCAUGCGCUUCUGCCAGACCCACAGCCUGCAUUUCAUAUCCGACGAGGUCUACGCUCUUUCGGUGUUCGACUCUGGCGAGCCCAGCGUUCACCCUUUCACAUCAGUCCUCGCGAUCAACCCCACCGACAUCAUCGACCGCAAUCUCGUCCACGUAACGUACGCGAUGAGCAAGGACUUUGGCUCCGCAGGUCUCAAGCUCGGUGCAUUGAUCACGAAGAACCAUGACCUGAAGAGAGCGUUGCUAGCGAAUGUGCGAUUCCACGGAUCUUCCGGUCCCUCUCUCACUAUCGCCUCGGCGAUGCUGGAGGAUCAUGAAUGGUGCCGAAACUUCAUAAUACUUUCUCGCCAACGCCUCGCCGACGUCUAUAAGUAUGUCACUUCACGAUUGGGGCAGAUGGGUAUUAAGUACUUGGCCGGUAGUAACGCGGGGUUCUUCAUCUGGAUUGAUCUUAGCCCUUGGUUUCCGCCGGAAAGUGAGGGCUUGGCGGAUAGAGAGAGGGAACAGAUGCUUGCACAGAAGUUUGUGGAUAGAGGUGUGUUCUUGCAGCCUGGAGAGGAGCAUGCGCUAAAAUGCGGUUGGUUUAGGGUGGUGUUUUCAAUGGAGAGGCGCGUUGUAGAAGAGGGGUUGAGGAGGAUCAACAAGGUGCUUAAGAAUAUCGGGAAGUGGGAUUAG